CUCUCACUCACUCAACACCAUCUCACAUAUCACAUCACACACCAAAAUGCCGUCCAAUCACCUUUUCCAAUAUUCCGUUGUCUCAGCCCUCAUGGAUGGGGUCGCCGAGACAGGAAUUACUCUUGCGGAACUCCUCACACAUGGUGACCACGGCCUUGGCACCUUUCGACACAUGGUUGGCGAAAUGAUCAUUCUUGAUGGGAUUAUUUAUGAUAUGAAGCCUGAUGGUUCUGUCAUAGCGCUGGACAAAGAUGCAUGCGCCGAACAGACGGCGCCUUUUGCGAUGAUCACGGAUUUUAAGCCGACCGUUACUGCUUCAAAACAAAUACCGAGCAAGGAUUCCUUUACAGAGACUCUGUCUCAGCUUCUUCCUGCGACGGCCAAUCACUAUCUGGUCUACAGAAUCGAAGGCACAUUCAAAUCAGUCACUGUAAGGACGGUCGGAGGACAGCAAUCACCAGGCGAGAGUCUUGCCGAGCUUGGAAAGCGACAAGCUUCGCAUACCUUCCACGACAUCAAGGGUACAAUCAUUGGGUUUAGAUCACCAUCUUUUAUGCAGGGAAUCAGUGUUGCUGGAGAUCACCUACACUUCCUGUCGGCAACCAGAGACACUGGUGGUCAUGUGCUAGCAUUGGAAGGUGAUAGCGAUUUGCAGGUCAGCGCAGCUCGCAUUGCAGCAGUCAACCUGCAAUUGCCAACGGAUGAUGAUGCCUAUAAUCAAGCCAAAUUGGUUCGAGAUGAUGAAGGAAUAGCUGCGGUUGAGGGUUAGGUCUAAAAGAGGCUGAUGUGCUUGACUAUUGCUAACGCGCCUUUGGAACAACAGGCGCCUUGUAUAGAUUUUGGAAAGUCGAAGAGUCUCUAUAGAUGCUUGCUCCUCCAUUUCAGAUUUAUCUAGAUCAUAGAUUCUGGGAAUUUUGUAUUAUAAGCAGCUGUCGAUCUUUCCCUCUGCCUACGAUAAAGUUGUAAAGAUCUUCAAUGCAGAGUCAUCCCUGCUCAGUAA
Molecule: messenger RNA, 1000 nt
Organism: Fusarium oxysporum Fo47
Lineage: Eukaryota; Fungi; Ascomycota; Sordariomycetes; Hypocreales; Nectriaceae
Product: alpha-acetolactate decarboxylase
Exons: 1
Coding region: 47-769 (240 amino acids)
Biological process (GO): acetoin biosynthetic process
Molecular function (GO): acetolactate decarboxylase activity
Source: RefSeq, a predicted model, not a curated record